AUGGAAGACUCGCAGCUACCAUUGGUCCGGUCAGCUAGUGACGCGCAUGAUGCAUGGUCAAGACUGGAAGGACACUUCGAGAAGAGGAGCCUGGCCAACAAGCUCUUCCUUCGUCGACGCUUCUUCACGACGAUGAUGGACGAAGGUGAUGAUGUGCUGGAGCACAUCAACAGACUCAAGACUCUGGCGGAGCAGCUCGACGCUGUGGGUGCUCCGAUUAGCGAGGACGACUUCGUGAUCACGCUUCUAGCCAGCCUCAGCGAGUCGUAUCAGUUCCUGAUUACAGCAUUGGAGUCGAGAGCCGACUCCCUCACGUUGGAGCUAGUGACGUCUCGGCUGCUGCACGAAGACAUGAAGCGCAAGGAACAAGGUGGCGGAAUUGAAGGAUCCGCGCACAGUCAAGCUCAAGCAUUCAUGUCUCGAGAUAACAAGCGCAAGGCUCGACCGAUGAAGAAGACCGGUGCGUGCCACAAGUGUGGAAAACAAGGACACUGGAUUGCGGAAUGCCCUUCGCGGAUCCAAGAAGACGCUGGUAGACAGAGGUUCCAGCGUGCGAAUAUCGCGCAAGAAGAAGAGCUUGGCGAUUAUCUUUUCUCGGUUGGUGGUGACAAGACCAAGUCGAGCAACAUGUGGCUGAUCGACUCGGGUGCGACGCAGCACAUGACAAAUUCAAAAAGGUUCAUGAGGAACUACAAGGAUUUUGGCCCUGUGGAUGUGCAUCUUGCUGAUGACGGUGUGGUCCAAGCAAUUGGAAAAGGUGACAUCGUGAUGACAAUGAAGACUCCGCGCGGGAUCAAGAAGGGUGUGCUCACCGGUGUGUGGCAUAUUCCAAAACUGUCACGCAACUUGUUCUCCGUUGGACGAUUCACCAAGGAUGUUGGACCGGUCACAUUCGAGGUUGAUGGUUGCUUUGCUGAUACAAAGGGUAUCAAGUGGAAACUCGGCGAACUCGAAGGAAAAGGACUGUUCAAGCUCCGUAUGGUACCGGAACUGCCCGACGAGGUCAACGUGGCAAGCUCGAAUACCUGCAAAGCAAGCACCACGUCGUACCUCUGGCACCUUCGACUUGGUCACAUUGGCCACGGGGGACUAGAUGCUAUCGUCAAAAACGAUUGCUGCAACGGAAUCAACUUGACCUCGGUAAACAAGUGGGAGCUAUGUGAAGGGUGCGCUCUGGGCAAGCAAACACGGGUGAGCUAUAUGACGAAGUCACCCGAUUGCGCAACGACACUGCUGGAGGUCAUUCACAGCGAUGUAUGUGGUCCUAUGCACACGGCGACAUUCAGUGGAAAACGUUACUUUGUCACGUUUAUCGACGAAUACUCGCACUAUUGUGUGGUGUAUCUGAUGCAAAACAAGUCUGAAGUUUUGACCAAGUUCGCUCAGUUUGUCGCGCUGGCGGAGACACAAACUGGCAAUCGCGUGAGGGUUCUUCGAAGCGACAACGGUGGAGAGUACACCUCCGGUAUGAUGACCAAGUUCUGUUCGGACCAUGGUGUUGUGCAGAAGUUUACACCACCUUACACUCCUCAAUUGAACGGUGUCGCCGAGCGAAUGAAUCAUACGUUGGUGGAAUGCGCACGCUGCAUGAUGGAACAUGCUGCGAUGUCCAAGUCGUAUUGGGGUGAGGCGGUAAUGACCGCAAACUUCCUACGCAUUCGCUGUCCAACUCGAUCUACGGACCAUGGCAAGACACCAUACCAAGUAUGGACUGGCAAGAAACCUCUUCUUGCGAACUUGAAGGUUUUUGGUUGUCAUGCAUACGUUCAUGUGCCCAAGCCAAAAAGGUCCAAGCUAGACGCAAGAUCAGUUCAUUGCCGGUUCAUCGGGUACUCCGAUCAUGAGAAAGCGUAUCGUUUUGAGGAGAUCAGGAGCGGACGUGUGCUGGUAAGUCGCGACGCACAGUUCAUGGAGAACAUUUUCGAUAGUGGGAGACGUGACUACGUUCCAGAUGAAGCUGUCCUCGAAGAUGAACAGUUAUCUGAAGAAGAGUACACUUAUACCAACAACCCUGACACGGGACGAGAGGACACUACGCAGGAUAAUAACGAUGCGAUCAGGGGAAAGAGGCACCAACGCACGCAGUCGCUCGAAGCCUUAGCGAACCCUCCAGAGUCGAAAAGACCGAGUCGAUACCCCACCAUGGCUGAAAUGUCUGCGACAGAGCAUGACAGUCCCGACGUUGAAACGGCCUACAUCGUGGAUUCAGUGGGAGAAAUGCCGACAACGCUCAAGUCAGCAAUGGAAUCCAGCGAUGCAGUCCACUGGAAAGAGGCAUGCGAUUCUGAAAUAACUUCACUUCGCCAGAAUGCGACCUGGGAGCUUGUACCGCUACCAAAGGGGCGCAAGGCAAUCGGCAAUCGAUGGAUUUUUCGGGUCAAGGAAACCAAGGAUGGGACAAUCGAGCGGUUCAAAGCGCGUUUGGUGGCCAAAGGUUUUCUGCAGAAACAUGGCAUCGACUAUGAAGAAACUUUUGCUCCGGUGGCCAAGUUUACGUCAAUCAGGAUCUUACUCAGCUUGGCGGCAAAGCACAAUCUGAUGCUUCACCAGAUGGAUGUCAAGACAGCCUUCCUGAACGGAGACCUUGAUGAAGACAUCUACAUGACACAACCGGAUGGCUACGUUGAUGAAGAUCAUCCGGAGCUUGUUUGUCAUCUCAAGCGCUCUCUGUAUGGUCUGAAGCAGUCACCACGAAUGUGGAACCAGACCAUCGACAAGUUUAUGCUGGUCUUGAAGUUUCGAAAAUGCAAAACUGACCACUGCAUCUACGUCAAGCGACAUCAUCAAGACAUGAUCUUCGUGGCGCUGUACGUUGACGAUUUAGUCAUCGCAAGUAACAACUUCGAGCUGAUACAAUCAACUAAGCAGGCGCUAAGUGAACGCUUCGACAUGACUGACCUGGGCGACCUCAAGUACUUCCUCGGGAUGGAAAUUGAUCAAGACCUCUCAGCCGGCACGAUUUCAGUCCGUCAGUCCAAAUUUGCAAAAGAUAUUCUCGAGAAGUUUGGCAUGGAAAACAGCAAACCUGUGAAGACUCCACAAGACCCUGGACUCAAGUUGACAAGGUCAAUGUGUGCAGAUGGGUGCAAGCAUGCGGAAACAAUGGCAAAUGUGCCAUACCGCAACGCCAUCGGCUGUUUGAUGUAUCUCAUGGUGGGGACCCGCCCGGAUAUCGCAGUUGCAGUGGGAGCUCUCAGUCAGUUCGCGGCAGAACCUUGUCCAACCCAUUGGCAAGCGCUUAAGCGGGUGUUCCGUUAUAUUCAAGGCACAAGGACGUAUGGAAUUGAAUUCCAAGCAACCAGUGAUGACAAGCUGCAAGGCUACUCGGACGCGGACUGGGCUGGAGAUGUCGAGGCUAGACGAAGCACAAGCGGGUACGCCUUUGUAAUGAACAACGGAUGCAUUAGCUGGAGAAGCAAGAAACAGAGCACCGUGGCUCUAUCGUCUACAGAAGCCGAGUACAUGGCUUUGACUGAAGCUGCACAAGAAGCAAUUUGGCUUAAGGCAUUCUUACAUGAACUCGGCGAGAUGAAUAGCGACGAAGCAGUCAAGAUCUACGAAGACAAUCAAGGUUCCAUCGCAUUGGCCAAGAACCCCGAGUUCCACAAGCGGACCAAGCACAUCGACAUUCGAUAUCACUUUGUGCGUGAGAAGGUGGCAGAAGGAAAAGUGGUCCUGGAAUACUGCUCGACCAAGGACAUGAAGGCUGACCUAAUGACCAAGCCAAUUCCUGCAUCACAGUUCCAGUAUCUUCGAAGUAUGUUGGGCAUCAAGGCGCCACGGUCUGCCGAGGCGAGUGGGAGUGUUGCAAAACAAACGCCUCGGCAGGCUGAUUUUGUAAGAUGCACGUAG
Peronospora matthiolae is the source of this 3852-nucleotide messenger RNA. Lineage: Eukaryota; Oomycota; Peronosporomycetes; Peronosporales; Peronosporaceae. The record is from the annotation of a GenBank genome assembly.